This is a messenger RNA of Paramisgurnus dabryanus, 4293 nucleotides long. It is a transcript of the gene radil, whose product is annotated as Ras association and DIL domains. Lineage: Eukaryota; Metazoa; Chordata; Actinopteri; Cypriniformes; Cobitidae. Gene Ontology annotation, biological process: substrate adhesion-dependent cell spreading; neural crest cell migration; signal transduction. Gene Ontology annotation, cellular component: microtubule. The record is from RefSeq and is a predicted model, not a curated record. Gene Ontology annotation, molecular function: GTPase binding.
ACCCGCAGUAGCCCGACGCGCAAAAAGAGACGCUCGUGUAAAAUUAAUGCCUUCACAUGACAUUCUCUUCAGCACACAAGGGAAUAAAACGCGUUUGACUGAAAGUUUUUAAUUAAUGCAAAUUCCGGCACCAUGUUCUACGGUUCCUCUUCAGCCAGCAUGUCUCUGCCAUCCAAGAACCGUCUAAAGCGGCAGAGUCGCACCUUCACGCAGGUUCUGUAUCGGACACUGAGUUAUCGAGAUCGCCGUUCCGUCACCGACCUACCCGAGCAGGCACGGGAUGACCCUGCUGAGCUUUCCACGCAAUCCUCAGCACCAGGUGUGCUGAAGAUAUUCGGUGAUGAAAUUAGCGCUGGUGCUAACUACAAGAGCGUCCUUGCGACGCCUCGUUCCAGCUCCCAAGAGUUGAUCAAGGAGGCGCUUGACCGAUACUCUUUAAACAAGGCCUCAGCUUGUAGCUACGUGUUGUGUGACGUAAUUGGGCGGUUUGAGGGUCCGGAGCGACGGUGGCGGACCGAGUGCCUCCGGGCGCUGGGGAGCAACGAAAAACCUCUUCUUCUGCAAGAUCUCUGGAAGCCAAAGGAGGGGUAUUCUCGACGAUUCGAGCUGAGACGAAGAGCAGAGGUGGAGGAGCUAGCUGCUAAAGAAAAAGACACAAUAACUGCAGGGACCCACACAAACUCCCCUGUGCAAUCUUCAUCCCUCAGUAGAAGCGGGAAUGGUAGAUGCUAUCGGAGCUCACCCAGGGGCUGGCGUAUGGUACAGCCCAGUACAACUAUUGUUAAAGAUAUAAAUGCUCAAGCAAGGAAGCUGCAGAGAAAUCGCGCUAAAGGAACAAUGACGCUCCAGCACGGCUCAUCCUUCUGCCGUAGCCUCAGUGAAACCAGCCUUAACUUAGUGGGCUUGCCUGGCGACGAACCCAAGCGAUACUACUCCACCCUACCCGGGCCGAUCAGAACACGCUCUGCAAGGGACUCUGAGAAUCGUAGGGAGCAUAAUGGGGGCGGAGUUAAACACUCUCUUUACCAAUCGCCACACUUGCUGCUCCUUCAAGGCUUCAACCAACAGGAUUGCCUGGUCUACCUGUUGAACAGGGAUCAACACACAGUAGGUCAGGAAACAGCGUCAGCCCGGCCGAAUAUCUGCCUCUCAUCUCCAGAUGUCCUUCCACUUCACUGCCGAAUACGCCGCGCUCCAUCAAGACGUUCAUCCUCGGAGCAGCGGUUACUCCUGGAGCCUGUUGCCCAUGGGAAUGUACUAGUUAACUUCAUGCGCAUCGAGCGGGCCACUCCACUGCGUCACGGCGAUUUACUGUCAUUUGGUGCUCAUUACAUAUUUUUGUACAAAGACCCACUGAGCGCAAAACCUCUUCCUGCCCAAACCCUCACUAGACUUCGAGCGCUGGCACGUCUUUGUGAUGGCGAGUCACCUGAAAAGGGGGAGGCAUGUCGUAUGUGUGGUGCCGUAUUACAUGAACCAGUGGCGUCACGGCGCAGCACUAAGGCUACAGUUCGAAAUGCACAGAAACGAAAACUUGCGUUGGAAUUUGAGCGGGCUCAUGAGGAUACACUGGUGAGCCGGGUGCUGACGCUUAUUGAGCCGAGCGGGGAUGACCACAAGCUGACUCCAGCAUAUCUGCUUUGCCUGUGCAUCAAACACUCAGCUAAUACAUUUCCACCUGGCAGCUUCGGUAAACUAUUACUGAAAAUUGCAAAGAGGAUUCAAACCAUAGCAUGGGAGAAGACAAAGGACUUGGCUCAGAAGCAAGCUCAGCAUCAGGACCCUGCAUCACUGUCUCUGCUCAGCAUCUCGGAUUUAGUACCCGACCUCCAAUUUAUUUUCUUCUGGAUGUCCAACGCCAUCGAAAUACUGUAUUUUAUCCAGCAGAAAUCGCCCACGUACAUGCAGACUAUUGAACUCAUGGACGAUAAAGCAGGAUCUAAAGAAUCGCUCCUCUCAGCAACUAUAUCAGCGAACGAAGAAGCCAUGACCAUACUGGAAGAAGUGAUCAUGUACACCUUCCAGCAGUGCGUCUACUACAUCACUAAGACCUUGUAUGUUGUGUUGCCUGGCCUGUUAGACUGUAACCCGUUUGGGACGGAGCCUUCAUCCGAGCAGUGUCGUCGGGCCGUGGGAGCGUGUGUGUGUACCGUGUGUGUGAUGCCGGAGGCCGUGCGGAGGGUGGUGAGCGUGUUACAAACGACAGCCGAUCUCCUCCAGCAGUACCAGGUUCAUUCUGAGAUUCAGAGUCAAAUGUUCGCCUACCUCUUCUUCUUCACCAACGUAUCGCUCUUCAAUCAACUCAUCGAUAAAGGCCCUGCACGCGGCUGGUUUCAGCGUUCCCGAGUUCUGCAGAGUCAGGCUUGUGUUAAGAUGGUACUGGACUGGGCUAAAGGCGCUGGGCAUAGUCAUCUCGCCCAGAAAUUUUUCGCAAAGUUCUGCAGCACAUUGAGCAUACUGGCCACGCCCCCUCAACAGCUCACACAGAUAAGUUGGAAAGCUUUAUGUGCAGAGCAUCCCUCUAUAAAGCCCGUCCAGCUCCACAGAAUCCUAACACAGUACCAGCUCAUGGCUGAACUGGGUCCUGUGCCAAUCUGGCAACCCAGUAGUGAAGACGAGGCUUAUAUAUACAGAACAGUUGAUCUACUGGAGAGUUUUGAGAAUCAUCCUCCUAUUGUGCUGCCGAGCGCUGGCUUUAAAGUUGAUCUGGAGAGUGAUUGUGUUGAGGACAGUAUAUACCGGCAACUGCUUUAUGUACGUCACUUUCUGUGGGGUCUGCGCACCAAGACCCAUUCCUCUAAUGGCUGCGCAGACCGCCAGGAAUCCCAGCGUGACCCUCAUCAGCCCCACAGCAGUCCGCAUCCAGCACCCCCUUUGCGCGGGGAAGGUGAAGGGGAGGUGCGUUGCUCCCCAGCUGGUCUCGCUGGAAGAGGCGAAGGGGCCGGAGCCGAGGAACGCCCACGUGACAAACCGCCACAUAGCAUUCACUACAGAAACGGGACCGGCGGCCGCUACACCAACCAAACCCAAUCGACAGACUCUUCCUGUAUACUGACUCCCCCCAAUACGCCCCUCUAUCCCGAACACAUGUAUUUACACUCAAAUACACAGUCCAAUACAACCCACUACUCUGAGCAUGCUUCACAAGAGCACACACAUACACACUCUCACACUAAAUCUAACGGUUGCAUGCGAUCCACCCCAGAACACAAGAAAAUCAAUGGCUUCAUCAGCAAUGGUGUCGAAGGCCCUUUAAGUGGUUGUGGCUUUCCUUUCCCUGUCCAUGUCUCCCACAAUCUGGGCACAAACUCUGAUGAUAUCUGUUCCGUCUUUGUAGUGGACCUGGAUAAAGGACCAUACGGCCUGGGAAUGGGACUGAUCGAUGGACUUCAUACUCCUUUGAACUCUCCGGGAAUCUACAUCAGGACACUGAUUCCAGAUGGACCAGCUGCUGCAGAUGGAAGACUUUGCAUUGGUGACAGAAUCUUGGCAGUGAAUGGGAAGAGUCUCAUUGGAGCAGACUAUCAGAGUGCUGUGGAUUCGAUUCGUUUGGGGGGAGGACGGCUCCGGUUUCUUGUCGCCAAAUCAGAUCGUGACAUAUCGGAGAAGAUCAUUGCCUCUUCCUGCUGAGAGUGUGACUGCAAGUGUGACACUACCUAGACGAAAUAUGAGGAGAGACAGCAAGUCCCUCCCUUCCUUAGACGGGAGACAGGAGAUUAAGCACACUAUAGACCUCGCAGCCCUGCACUAGUUCUCCUUUUGAGAAUGACAGUUUGCAGCUCUCUCUUCUUCUCUUACACAUUUUGGCUUUGUUGAAUGUCAAAAAUGUCAAAGAAAGGUAUUUGUGUAGGAAAUCUGCUUGAUGGCAAUCCAGGGCCAUUACUAACGUUCAAGGGGCCCGGAGCAAACGUUUUAUGGGUGGCCUGUUUUUCUCCUGCCUAAUGAAAAAGCUAUAAUAUAGAGGACAUUGGUGGACACCUCAUCAAGAGGACAAGGACAAUAUUCCCAGCUGACUUUCAUCACAAUUUCAUGACCACAGCCUUGUUGAAACCAGGCAAAAACAUUUUUUGAUGUUUUUGUGUUAAUUUGCUCGAAGUGAAAAUAAUACAUAAUAAACUAUUAAAACUAUACAUACUGUCCUAACCAAAUAGGGCGCGAUACACCUGCAUUAAUCUGUUUUCAAUACUACAUUCUGUAGUUAUAAGGCGUUCCAGACAACUCAGAUUUGGGAUCCCACCUCAAAAUCGGAAAUAACUUCUGAAUUAAGUAACAUUUAAAGUAUUUUGUGUUAAC